AGGUUAGGACUCGAACCGCCCAUGGGCAGACUAACCCGCUAUUUGCCGACAGAACUCCUGAUAGAGAGGAGGCGAUAGAGAUUUAUUCGGGCACACUAUGUUUGACAGUCACAGUAAAAUGUGGUGGAGUCGUGUGCUGGUAAUCAGCUGGGUGCUGGUGCUGGUCCAGCUGCUCCGUUUGGAAGCAGUUCCCAUCAGCAAGGACAGGACCAAAAUUAACACGCCAGAGGUCCAAAUUGAAGAUGCUCCUGCUAGUGUGGACACUGGCCUCCACUAUGACCGGUACCUCAGGGAAGUCAUUGAUUUUCUGGAAAAAGAUGAACAUUUCAGAGAUAAACUCCAUAAUACAGACAUGGAAGAUAUCAAGCAAGGCAAACUCGCCAAAGAACUAGACUUUGUCAGCCACCAUGUCAGAACCAAACUGGACGAGUUGAAGAGGCAGGAAGUCAAUCGACUCAGAACACUGAUUAAGGCUCGGCAUGACAUUGAAGGUGGAAAUGAUAUUGCAGUGGACCACCAGGCUUUGCUGAAACAGUUUGAAUACUUGAACCAUAUGAACCCGCAUACAUUUGAAGUGGAUGACCUUGAUCGCCUCAUCAAAUCGGCCACAAACGAUCUGGAGAACUUCGACAAAGAGAGACACGAGGAGUUCAAGCGUUACGAAAUGAUGAAGGAGCACGACAGGCGGGAACACCUGAAGACACUCGAUGAAGAUGAGCGAAAGCGUGAGGAGGAGCACUAUGAGGAGCUGAGGAAAAAACACGCUGACCACCCCAAAGUCAACCACCCAGGUAGCCAGAAUCAGCUCAAGGAAGUGUGGGAAGAUACUGAUGGCUUGGACCCGGAGGAUUUUGAUCCCAAAACCUUUUUCAAUUUGCACGACACCAACGGAGAUGGGUUCUUUGAUGAACAGGAACUGGAAUCACUGUUCACCAAGGAGCUGGAAAAGCUCUACGAUCCCACCAACGAGGAGGAUGAUAUGGUGGAAAUGGAGGAGGAGAGGUUACGCAUGAGGGAGCAUGUCAUGAAUGAGGUGGAUUCGAACAAAGACAGGCUGGUCUCUUUAGACGAGUUCAUGACUGCUACAAAUAAAAGAGAAUUCUUGGAGCCAGAUAGUUGGGAGACUUUGGAGCAGAACCAGGCCUACACGGAUGAGGAGAUGAGGGAGUUUGAGGAGCACCUUGCUCGGCAAGAGCAGGAGCUUCACCAGAAAUCUGCUGACCUUCAGAAACAGAGAGAUGAGCUGGAGAGGCAACAGGAGCAGCUUAAUGCACAGAAAGUUGAGUUGCAACAGGCCGUCGAUCAUAUGGAACGACUCAGAGCUGAAAAACUAGAACCCCCUCCUGAGGUCCAAGUUGAAGUAAACGCCAUCCCGGAGAACCAUGCGCUCAACAAUCAGCAGCAACACACGGCCCUCGUCCAAGAGCAUCAGGAUGCUUCUCAGGACCAGAGUCAGCAAGCGGCCGAGCAGACACACCAGGAUCUCCCUCCAGGCGACCAAGAAAUCCCCCAAAUCCAGAACACCCUGCCAUAAAGCCUUCAACAACUGGACCUUUGCAACCUCGUCUAAUCUAAGAGUGUCUUGGCCUAUUCCACCAUGCUGACUUGACUGGUGCUUUGGAACACACUCAGGACGGAGAAGUACACAAGAUGAACAAUACCAGUUUUUGGUGCCCAAAUUAUCAAUUACAUUAUGGAUUUUUAGGAGCGUUUUGUCAACAUAAUGACAGGACAGGGACAUUUCAGGAGUAACAAUACAUUUAAUUUCAAGGCCUGUUUUUUUCUUGUGUAGAACACCUAGUGUUGACUUCGACUGAAAUGCAUCUUUUUGUUUUGUAUCAUUUGAAUGAGAACCUGAAUUGCCAUGAAGUGUUUUGCUGUUUGCUUACCUCAACACAUAACAGCAAGGAUGACCUAUUAUUGGUUUCCUUUACCUGCCCCCUUCAACUAUUCGUUAAGCAAAUCGAACCAAUGAUUCUCUGUUGAAAUCAUAUCACUGAUCUGCCAAAACUGAAAAAAAGUGAUCAGAAUUUUUUUAUAUUCUUUGAAUUAGGCACACAGGACUUCUUUUGGCAUAAGAUACCCAUUCAAGUGAGUGGUUUUGCAAAAUUGUGAAACGUUUGAGUGUUUCUCAGUUGGAGGUUUUUUUUUUUUUUGGCUCACAUACACAAUUGUAUGUGGUUUAAUUUGAUCAUUUUUACCUUAGGACAGCUAUUGGUAAAUAUACCUUUUUUUAGUCAACUGCAAAAUAUUAGCAUUUGGUGUUUUUGUUGCAUUCAAUCUUUUUGACUACUGAAUUUUAAAAGGGGGGGAAAAAAAUGAGUAUUUUUUGCAAUGCAGAUCACCCGUUGAAAGAGGCCUUCGUCUCAGUGGGUGUUUAUUUUCUGGUUUUGAUAGAUUGCUUGAAGUCUGCAUUCAGCUCCCAUCCAUGAGGUAUGAUGGAUCUGAAGAAUUUGAUAAUGGGUGUCGAUUUGCGCAAAUCUCAAAUCAGAUGUGAUGUCAGUUGUCAGGCCUUGCAGUGUUGUGGUUUCUCUUGGUCUUUUCAUUGCAUCUGUAAAACUUUGGUUUUAGGUCUCACAAAAUGUUUUCCAAAUAUUUCUUUGGGAAAAUACUGCAUAAUCGUUUGCACAAUACGAACAAGUGGUUUUGUUAUUGCUUGCUGCUGGAUUAAAUUGUCAAUGUAU
Molecule: messenger RNA, 2684 nt
Organism: Phyllopteryx taeniolatus (common seadragon)
Lineage: Eukaryota; Metazoa; Chordata; Actinopteri; Syngnathiformes; Syngnathidae
Product: nucleobindin-2-like
Exons: 13
Coding region: 98-1534 (478 amino acids)
Cellular component (GO): extracellular exosome; endoplasmic reticulum-Golgi intermediate compartment
Molecular function (GO): calcium ion binding
Source: RefSeq, a predicted model, not a curated record